GCCUGCGUCUGGGCGCUUUGGCCCUGCUGCUGUUCGUAGGUUGGAGCCGUGGGCCUGCAGCCCUGCAGGAGGAGGAGGAGGAGGAAAAAAAGAAGAAAAAGAAGAAGAAGGCCGAGGCCCAGUCCUCUUGCAAAUUUCCAUUUUAGUCUGUCUCGGUCCUGUGCAAGGAGGAAGCAAGAAACCCCUCCUUGUCCUACUCCCCAGGUACAGUUGAUGCCAAAGUACUAUGAAUCUUAAAACCAUUUGGAGAGACUACAAAGUUCUGAUUGUUAUGGUGCCUUCUAUUGGGCUGAUACAUUUAGGGUGGCAUAGCAUCAAGAACAGUCCAGUUUUCCAAGUACCAAACCAGGACACGAUUCCGGAACCUGCGAUUGUGACCCAUGUGACACAGCAGGAAGCUUCAAAAAAAGCAAAGUAGAAAAUCAGGCAGCAUCAUAAAGCUUCUUUGUGUUUUUGAUGAUUUUGAGUGUGAGAUCAGAAAGAUUAUGAGAUCAAAGAUCAAGCCAGAUCCUAUGACGGGUGUGCCACCUAGCCCACUAUUGGCAACUUACAGCUAUUAUUAAUUGAAGAUUUUAACAAGUGGCUCUGGAAAGACCUCAAAAUGGAAAUUCAGGAUGUGAUAUUUAUGUACAUAUAUAGAAUUUUGAUUCUUUUACAUCAAAAGAAAUGAAGAAAAGCAGUUGGAUAAGAAGAAACUGGCUCCUUGUGGCUGGGUUAUCUUUCAUAGGGGUCCAUCUUGGUACAUACAUUAUACAGAUAACAGCCAAAAAUUCUGCUAAAUCUGUCUUAGAAACUAAACAAAAGAGCCUUGAAGAAUGAAGCGAUCCGAUUCUCGAAGUCGCCCACUUGUCAUUCUUACAGUAAGAUGUGCCAGGCUUUUCAAAACCUGAACCUGUCUAACCGCAUGGGUCCGUGAUGACAUAUUGUAAUUUUGCUUCCUGAAAAGUAACUGUAUUAAAUUAAGAACGUGUGUUAAAAUGCAAUAAAUCCAAGAGUUCGAUGAACAAAAUAAAAAUUGUGUCUCUACAACUUGUAGGUUGAAAUAAGAUGGCUCGCCUAGAAGCAAAAAAGCCUUCAUUGUGCACCAGCGUACAGCUCACUAAAGACGCUGUUAGUCAGUCCCUGUCUGUACUAAGAGGAAUUGUAGCAUCUUGUUAUGGCCCCUGUGGGCGACUGAAACAACUGCACAAUGGCGUUGGAGGGUGUGUCUGUACAACUUCUCAGUCGUGUGCCAUAUUGGGUAGACUUUCUGUCACCCACCCAGUACUAAAGAUCCUGACCACCUCGGUGCAGAAUCAUUUAACCCGCUUCAGUGACUGUGGCUUAUUUACAGCCAUUCUUUGCUGCAACCUGGUUGAGCGUUGUCAGAAAAUAAACUUAGCUCCCCGAACUGUCAUUGAAGCAAAUAAACAUCUUUUGAGCCUCUGCGUAGAGUACCUCACAUCUGAGGUCUGUGCCUGUCGAAUCCCAGUUGACUUUAGCAGAACGAGAACUCUCCUUCAGUUGGUGCGAAGUAUAUUAACAAGUAAGCCGGCCUGCAUGCUGACUGUAAGAGAAGUAGAUCAUAUCGGGGCGUUGAUUCUAAGAGCCUUUUUGCUUACUGUUCCGCAAAAUGCUGAAGGUGGUGGUAUCUUGGGGAAGAGCGUAAUUGUCCCUUUAAAGGGUCACAGAGUUAUGGAUUCUACUGUAUUACCUGGACUGCUUAUUGAAAUCAUGCCGGAAUUUCAGUUGAUGAGGAUGUUUCCUGACAAAACGUUGCCCGUGCGUACCCAAAAGAUGGCACUCUUCUGUGUUUCCAUGGCUGGAGACCUUCCUGAUGCCGGAGAAGGAACUGUGGUGAUCAGUUGUGAUGUGUCCCUGGAAACCGCAGCCCUGGAUCAGUUGCUUAUCUUAGGGAAACAGCUGAUUAAUGACCAAGUCGAUCUUGUGGUGUGCCAGAAAGUUAUCCACCCAUCUUUGAAACAGUACCUCAAUCGGCAUCAUAUCAUUGCCAUAGACAGAGUCGGACUGGCUUUGAUGGAGCCGUUGGCUCAAAUGGCAGGUGCACAGCCUAUCGGCUCCCUAGAUUCUGUGUCUCCUGCUAGUUAUGGCAAUGUGAAGGAUCUGUGCUUUGCGAACUUUGGUUCCAAACACUUCUUGCAUCUAAUUCCAAAUGAUGACACUGUCUGCAGUUUGAUACUCUGCAAUAGAAAUGAAACUGCAUGGGAGGAACUAAAGCUUGCUUGUCAGACGGCACAACAUGUCUUACAACUAACUAUCAAGCAACCUUUGGCUUUGUUAGGAGGUGGCUGUACUGAAACUCACUUGGCCACCUUUAUAAGGCAUAAGAGCCGCAGUGUGCCUGACAGCGUUCUCGAAGCCAGUGACUGUUCUCGGAUAGAAUAUCAGUUAGUUGCUGAUGCUUUUUGCAAUUCCCUGGAGUCUGUCGCUCGUGCUCUGGAGCACGAUGAGGGUGAAAUUCUCACCGAUGUAGAGUAUGGACACUGUUGGUCUGUUCAACCAGGUUCUCCAGCUAAUGUUGAUUGGGCAGAGUUGGUUUCCAGAUGUGGUUGCGGAACAUACAGUAACCGGGAAAAACUCAACUGGCGCAACUUACGUAGUCCUUCUCAUCCUUUAUCUCCCCCAAACUGCCCUAGCCAGCAGGCUUUAGACUCUGUCGACCAACUGACUUUGGACUGCUUUGCUGCAAAGCUUAAUGGUCUUCAAGUCGCUGUGGAAACAGCCUGUCUGAUUUCGGAUCUUGCAUAUGUCGUUGAAGAUAAAAAUUAAAAUUAAUUUCUGAAUUUUUUAAAUUCAAAAAUAUCGAUCAUACUUAGUCACAGCCUAAUUUUGCAUUUCUUUUUACAUAGAGCCUACAUGAACUUAAAAGUUCUGCCUGUUUCCCAGCAGUUAAUACUGUGCCCUGAUACAGUAGUUUCUUGCUAAAAGCCAUUGAUUGAUUUAUCAGGGACAGAAGAUUGGGCUUAGAUGGAUAAAAGUGUCAAAUAGAACAGAGUAUGAAUAUCUGACAAUUCUUGUUAAAUGUGGUUUAGGAACCAUAUGCUUUGUUUCGAUCUGCACAGAUGUAACUUGAAUUUGUUUAUUUGAGGGAUUUAUUUUUCUAAGAUUGUGAAAUAAUAGAGGAAAGGUUUGUUUCACCAUAAGCAAUGGGGAUAUUUUCUGUUCAUCAGAAAGUAUUAAAACAUUUAAAGUAUAAAUUUGCAUUCAGAAUUACCCCAAGCCCCCUAGUAAGGGCCGUUCAGUUUGAACAGUAUUUAACUUCUUCACUUCUUUAGACUGUGAGCCCACUGUUGGGUAGGGACUGUCUCUAUAUGUUGCCAACUUGUACUUCCCAAGCGCUUAGUACAGUGCUCUGCACACAGUAAACACUCAAUAAAUAUGAUUGAUUGAUUGAUAUGGAAAAAAAUGAGAUGCCAUAGCUGUGCCUGCGACCAGCAUCAGGACCAGAUCUGGUUGCCUCCAUGAAAUACUUCUUUCCCCAUCCCAGAUGUUUCUCCAUGUUUGGACUGGCUUUUUGGAAAAUCUGUCAAAUGGGUGGACAAGGGGAAAAGAGUAGCUUGUGUAGUAGCAAAAAGUGAGGCUCUGAAUAGAUUAGACAAAGGCAAAACAAAACAAAGACUUAGAAUUUGUAGACAAAGAAGGAAAAGUGACUGGGAGACUGGCAUAGAGACAGAAAGGAUGUUGAGAUAGGGUUUGCCAACAGGGCUUCAAAAGAAAGCUUGGAGAAAAGAAAACGUACAAAAAGAGAGAUGACUAUAAAAAUGGUAGGGAAGUUUAAUUCUGGUUCACUCAGCAAGAAAGGGAGCUCUGAUUACGGGCAUGUUCUUGAAGCAGAAGCACUGAUGCUUCACAAAGAACUUUAAACAAGAGGAGUUGGACUUCACAGUGAUUGCUAGAUGGACUAAAUGAUAUGGUGGGCUUCAGCUGACUACCAGUUGGGAGAAAGCCUCAGUUCCAGUUUCUGGGUUAAAGUUUAAGGACACAUUUAUGUAACUGUGGAAACUGACAGUUUGACUAAAGUUGAUGAAACCAGGCUGAAAUUCAAGAUGCUUCUUUCCAAAACUCUAAUGGCCCAGGAAGAAAUUUUGGCUUCAGGCUCCAGAUGCAUUUGGAGCAAUGCACCUGGUCAUCCCGUGCCUCCCUUAAUGUCAAUUGAGAAAUUGACCAAGCCUUAGAGGUUUCCUGAAUAUUGCUCCAGAGUUGUACCUGUGUACUCUCAGAAUCCAACAGGGGAUUAGAUGUAUAAUAUACAUAUAUUUUAUAUAUAAAAUAUAUUCUAUAUUGUAAAGUGUUUUUUUAAAUAAUUUGUCAUGAGUGGAAAAUUAGUGGAAAGAACUUCCACAAAAAACAAUUUUUGUUCUCAAUAGAGCACCCUCUCAUUGUAAUGAGGAUUAACUACAAGGUGGAAGCAAAAAUGUGGCAAUUGUCAAACACCCUAUGGUCCAGGGUAUUUUAUGGACACUAAGUAAGAAGUAUUGGUGUCAUUUGUUACAAUCAAUUCUAGUAUUCUAUGAAAUCAGAGAAACACUAUUUGAACGCAGGAGAAAAUCAGCAUUAAAGAUGUUGUGUAUUGACUGAUGAAAGUUGGGAGGGAAUUCCAUUUGCCACUACUGCACAUCCCUUUCAAAAAGGAUUCUGGGAGAAUCCAUCACAGAAGAAGUAGGCAAAGGGAUAAAUGAUAAUCAAUCAAUGGUAUUUAUUAAGUGUUUACUGUGUGCAGAGCACUGUACUAAGAGCUUGGGAGAGCACAAUACAACAAAGUUGGUAGCACGUUCUCUGACCACAUUGAGCUUUCAAUCUCGAGGGUGUGUUCUAUUCUGUUAUCUAAAUACGGAGACUCUAAAGCCAGGGGAAAUAAACUUCUAAAAUGAAAACACAAAA
This is a messenger RNA of Tachyglossus aculeatus (Australian echidna), 4881 nucleotides long. It is a transcript of the gene MKKS, whose product is annotated as McKusick-Kaufman syndrome. Gene Ontology annotation, molecular function: ATP binding. Lineage: Eukaryota; Metazoa; Chordata; Mammalia; Monotremata; Tachyglossidae. The transcript has 7 exons. Gene Ontology annotation, biological process: intracellular transport; chaperone-mediated protein complex assembly; cilium assembly. Gene Ontology annotation, cellular component: cytoplasm; kinociliary basal body; nucleus. Bases 1048 to 2769 code for a protein of 573 amino acids. The record is from RefSeq and is a predicted model, not a curated record.